Symsagittifera roscoffensis is the source of this 1168-nucleotide messenger RNA. Its product is annotated as C5a anaphylatoxin chemotactic receptor 1-like. NCBI's taxonomy places the organism in Eukaryota, Metazoa, Xenacoelomorpha, Acoela, Convolutidae. Gene Ontology annotation, biological process: neuropeptide signaling pathway. The transcript has 5 exons. Bases 59 to 1051 code for a protein of 330 amino acids. Gene Ontology annotation, cellular component: plasma membrane. The record is from RefSeq and is a predicted model, not a curated record. Gene Ontology annotation, molecular function: neuropeptide receptor activity.
UUACUAGUAUUUUUAUGUCUACAGUCAAAAUCAGCAGUUUUUUUGUUAACAGAUAUUGAUGAAUGAAUCAUCGUCAGCUCCUGAACUUGAAUACCAAACAGAGAUCCUCAUCUGCCAAAUAUCAGCAACUAUUAUCACUUUAUUCGGCCUAGUCGGAAACACAUUCGCAUAUCUCACAGCUGACAACUUCCCCCAGAAAACAUCGGGUCAGAAUUUCAUCAAAUGUCUGGCUGUUAGUGACGUCGUUGCUGGGUUCCAGGAUGGAAUCAUGGAGGCGAUGUUGGCAAUGUUCGGCUUCAAUUUCUUUGCACUGCAUCCGAUGUUGUGUCGAUUUUUGGGAUGGUUCACGUAUUUUUCAUCAAGUGCAGCCGGAUUCGUUCUUCUCGCCGCCGCAAUUGACAGACUAAUUGCAAUAUCAAAACCCAUCUGGUACCAACAGAACUCCAAACCCCCCAGAGCCACCAGAACAUCAGUCAUAAUCUGGGUUGUAGUGGGACUAUGCAUGCUGCCUAACUUCUUCGAGUACGAUUUGAACGGGGUGUAUUGUAAUUUCGAUCAGGGCAACCCGUGGUCUUUUCUUACCAAGUGGCAGUUUGGACUCUAUUAUGAGAUCAUCUUUUUUGGAGGCUUCAUCAUUCCACCGGUUGUGAUGGUGUUUGUGAAUGUGGGCAUCGUGUGGCAGUUGAGAGUGAAAGCAUCUUCAGUGUCUAAGAGAGACAGGGAGGUGACUGUGUCUCUGAUUGUGGUCUCCCUCUGUUUCUGUCUCUGUCUGGGGGGACUGGGCAUCCUGGCCAGACUCAGUCUACAUCUGGGCAAAACAAACCCAAGGGGGGCUAACUUGGUCAACUACAUCAGGAAAUUACCAGCGGUGAUGAACAACUCGAUGAACUUCUACGCGUACUUUGCGGCCAGUCGAUUCUUCAGGGAGACUUUCUUCGGGUUAAUUGGGAGACAAAACUAUCGGGCUAGAAGAAGAUCAUCCCAGUCUGUGCCCAAAGGCAACUAUGUCAAGUCACGUGUCUCUCAUGCACUGAUGGAAUCCAGGCAAUGAUGACGCCUGUGUCAAAGUGCUUGACUUAUGCUCAGAGCUUCGAACAAAAAGCAGACGAUAGUGAUAUGAAGCAGUUUUCCUUUAGAAAUUACCAACUCACCCGAUGUAGAAUUUAAU